Echinococcus granulosus is the source of this 246-nucleotide messenger RNA. RefSeq lists its product as hypothetical. The coding region runs from base 1 to 246 and encodes 81 amino acids. The transcript has a single exon. The record is from RefSeq and is a predicted model, not a curated record. Lineage: Eukaryota; Metazoa; Platyhelminthes; Cestoda; Cyclophyllidea; Taeniidae.
AUGAAUGUGAAUGGGCUUAAGAGUGAGACACUGAAGGUGAAGACAAACAAGAACAGGGAUGGAAAUAUGCAGGAGGAGGAGAAGGAUGAGACGGAGUUGGUUGGGUUUGAAGAAAAGGAGAAUAGAGGUGAGAACGAGAAGAAGAACGGAGAGGGCUUGGUGAAUGUGGACUUGAAGAAGGAGGUAGAAGUAGAGUUGGAGGCCAGGGCGGAGGUGGAGGCGGAAGUAGAGGAAAGGAAGAAGUAG